Thalassophryne amazonica is the source of this 3235-nucleotide messenger RNA. It is a transcript of the gene eftud2, whose product is annotated as elongation factor Tu GTP binding domain containing 2. NCBI's taxonomy places the organism in Eukaryota, Metazoa, Chordata, Actinopteri, Batrachoidiformes, Batrachoididae. Gene Ontology annotation, cellular component: U2-type catalytic step 2 spliceosome; cytosol; U4/U6 x U5 tri-snRNP complex. Bases 145 to 3054 code for a protein of 969 amino acids. Gene Ontology annotation, molecular function: U5 snRNA binding; GTPase activity; GTP binding. The record is from RefSeq and is a predicted model, not a curated record. The transcript is spliced from 28 exons. Gene Ontology annotation, biological process: mRNA splicing, via spliceosome.
GACGAAGAAGAAAACACCUGAAUGUGUUACGUUGUGUGCGCAUGGCGGUGUUUGAAGUAUCAUUUCUCUGUUGAAUUUGUAUUUAUAUUCUUUUAAACAUAACAUUUGGCAGCGGUGCUGUAAUUAAAUACAGAUCUCUACAGGAUGGAGGCUGAUCUGUAUGAUGAGUUUGGAAAUUAUAUCGGCCCAGAGAUAGACUCUGAUGAUGAUGAGGAUGAUCUCGAUGCAGAAGACAGGGAUGUUGAUGAGGGUGAUGAAGAUGAUGACGAUGAGCCUGCUGAUGAUGAUGUCCCAGGGAUGGAGGUGGUCCUGCACGAGGACAAGAAGUACUAUCCUACGGCAGAGGAGGUUUAUGGACCAGAAGUAGAAACUAUUGUCCAAGAGGAGGACACACAGCCUCUUACAGAACCAAUCAUCAAACCUGUGAAGCACAAGCAGUUCACCUUGAUGGAGCAGGAGUUACCUGCCACUGUUUAUGAUAUGGAAUUUCUUGCUGAUCUGAUGGACAGUACAGAGUUGAUCCGUAACGUCACGCUGUGUGGACACCUUCAUCACGGCAAGACUUGUUUUGUGGACUGCCUCAUUGAACAGACGCACCCAGACAUCAGGAAGAGGGAUGAUGUGGAUCUCAGAUACACAGACAUCCUCUUUACAGAACAAGAGAGAGGAGUUGGUAUCAAAAGUACGCCCGUCACAAUGGUCCUACCUGACUCAAGAGGCAAAUCCUACCUUUUCAACAUCAUGGAUACCCCAGGCCAUGUCAACUUCUCUGAUGAGGUCACGUCCAGUAUCCGACUCUCAGAUGGCAUCGUCCUCUUCAUAGAUGCAGCAGAAGGAGUGAUGCUGAACACAGAACGUCUGAUCAAACACGCUGUUCAGGAACGUAUGGCUAUCACCAUCUGCAUCAACAAGGUGGACCGCCUCAUUGUGGAGCUCAAACUGCCCCCUACAGAUGCUUAUUACAAACUUCGCCACAUAGUGGAUGAAGUUAAUGGUUUGCUCAGCACAUACUCCACAGAUGAGAAUGUGGUGGUGUCUCCUCUGCUUGGGAAUGUGUGCUUUGCCAGCUCUCAAUACAGUAUCUGUUUCACACUGGGAUCCUUUGCAAAGAUCUACUCAGACACCUAUGGUGACAUCAACUACGGCGAAUUUGCCAAAAGGCUUUGGGGAGACAUUUACUUUAACCCCAAAACGCGCAAAUUCACAAAGAAAGCUCCCAGCAGUAACUCUCAGCGCAGCUUUGUUGAAUUUAUCCUGGAGCCGCUCUACAAGAUUCUUUCACAGGUCGUUGGGGAUGUGGACACGUCCCUACCGCGGGUUCUUGACGAGUUGGGGAUUCACCUGACGAAAGAGGAACUGAAACUCAACAUUCGACCCUUGCUGAGGCUGGUCUGCAACCGUUUCUUUGGCGAGUUCACUGGCUUUGUGGACAUGUGCGUGCAACAUAUUCCUUCACCACAAGAGGGCGCUCGGAACAAGAUAGAGCACACCUACACAGGAGGCCUGGACUCAGACCUGGGGGAGGCCAUGGCAGAGUGUGAUCCUGAUGGCCCUUUGAUGUGCCACACCACUAAGAUGUACAGCACCGAGGACGGGGUUCAGUUCCAUGCAUUUGGCAGAGUGCUGAGCGGGACCAUUCAGGCAGGCCAGGCUAUCAAAGUUUUAGGAGAGAACUAUACCCUUGAGGAUGAGGAGGAUUCCCUUGUCUGCACAGUGGGGCGUCUUUGGAUUUCUGUUGCCAGAUACCAAAUUGAAGUCAAUCGAGUGCCUGCUGGCAAUUGGGUUCUCAUCGAAGGUUGUGAUCAGCCAAUUGUCAAGACUGCCACCAUCACAGAACCUCGGGGGAAUGAAGAGGCUCAGAUUUUCAGGCCAUUGAAGUUCAACACAGCUUCAGUUAUUAAAAUUGCUGUGGAGCCUGUCAACCCGUCAGAGUUGCCUAAAAUGUUGGAUGGACUGAGGAAAGUCAACAAGAGCUAUCCUUCUCUCACCACAAAGGUGGAGGAGUCUGGAGAGCAUGUUAUCUUAGGCACAGGAGAACUAUAUUUGGAUUGUGUCAUGCACGACCUGCGUAAGAUGUACUCCGAAAUUGACAUUAAGGUUGCAGAUCCAGUUGUAACUUUCUGUGAAACAGUUGUGGAGACGUCAUCUCUCAAGUGCUUUGCUGAGACACCAAACAAAAAGAACAAGAUCACAAUGAUUGCAGAGCCCUUGGAGAAAGGAUUGGCUGAGGACAUAGAGAAUGAAGUUGUACAGAUCACAUGGAACAGGAAGAAGCUGGGAGAGUUUUUCCAGACAAAGUACGACUGGGAUCUGCUGGCUGCUCGGUCCAUCUGGGCCUUUGGACCAGACACCACAGGACCAAACAUCCUUGUAGAUGACACGCUGCCUUCUGAGGUGGAUAAAGCGCUGCUCGGCUCCGUCAAAGACAGCAUUGUUCAAGGCUUCCAGUGGGGCACCAGGGAGGGGCCUCUGUGUGAUGAGCCUAUCAGGAAUGUAAAGUUUAAGAUCCUGGAUGCCGUCAUUGCACAGGAGCCGCUGCACCGAGGAGGAGGUCAAGUCAUUCCGACAGCCAGGAGAGUGGUGUAUUCUGCUUUCCUCAUGGCCACUCCGAGGCUGAUGGAGCCGUACUACUUUGUGGAGGUUCAGGCUCCAGCUGACUGUGUAUCUGCUGUUUACACAGUGUUGGCUCGAAGAAGGGGUCACGUCACCCAGGAUGCACCUAUUCCAGGGUCUCCUCUCUACACCAUUAAGGCUUUCAUUCCAGCCAUAGACUCUUUUGGAUUUGAGACAGAUCUUCGCACCCAUACACAGGGACAGGCCUUUGCCCUGUCUGUGUUCCACCACUGGCAGAUCGUGCCUGGUGACCCGCUGGAUAAAAGUAUUGUGAUCAGGCCUCUUGAGCCUCAGCCCGCCCCCCACCUGGCCAGAGAGUUCAUGAUCAAAACCCGCAGGCGCAAGGGUUUGAGCGAGGACGUGAGUAUCAGCAAGUUCUUCGACGAUCCUAUGUUGUUGGAGCUGGCGAAACAGGACGUGGUGCUGAACUACCCCUUGUAAAGCUGACACCGUGAUUAUUAAGGAUCUGCACAGACUCUCAGACACACAGCGGUAAUAACGGGAGACGUAUGGGAGGAGUCAGCUUUUUGCUUUUUUUUUUAAUAUGUACAAAUAUCCCUCUGUAUGUAGAAUAAGGUAAUUUGGAUAAAAAAAGUAUUAAAAUAAAGGGUGGUGUACUCUG